GCAACCCCAGCGACCUGAGACAGGGACACAAGCCAAGAGCUCGAGCCUUACGUUUGUACAAGAGUAUACCUAGGAGGAUUGAACCCUAUCGAGCGAUUGACGGGCGAACAUGGUUCAGUUAGCAGCAACGGUGGCCUUGUUUUCCGCCACAGCCUCGGCGUUUGUCGUUCAACCUUCAUGCUGGACUGCACCAACGCAGCAGCACAGAGCACCACCACGGCCAGCAGCGGCAAGGCGGGCGGCUUCGUCGUCGUCUCUCGCGCCUUCGAUGCUCGCCGCCCGUGCUGCUGUCGCCUCCUCUCCCUCGUCGCUGCGUUCCUCCUCUCUGACCAUAAUGAUGAUGAGCACAGCCGAGGUCGUCGAAGCGUCGGUCGUUGGCGAGGAGUUCGAGGUCAAGACUGACCUCCUCAAGCAGAUCGACCUGUCCUCCUCCAAGCAGAUGAGGACGGAGGUGAACGAGCUGAUGCUCAAGCUCGAGCCUAUGAACCCCACCGACAAGCCGGCUGCGUCUGCCAUCCUCAACGGGGUGUGGGAAUUUCUUUACACGGGGGGGUUGAGCCCCGGAACGCUCGCCGUACAGGUUCUUUCGAGGGUGGCCAAGACCUUCUCAGCUGUGGUGGACCUCAAGGGCGUCACGCUCACCAUCAACAGGGAUCAGCCAAGGGUAGAGGCUGCCGUCAAGGCAUCCGUCUUCGGGACCGAGGCCCAGGUUAAGGUCCGAACAAGGUUGGAGCAGAAGAGCGACAUGCGGCUGCAGGAGGUGUACGAGGAGGCAGAAGUGGCGGGGGUCACCAUCCCCAUCCCUGCCAGGAUACAGGCAUGUGGUUGUCCCCGGAGGACGUUGUACAUCACCUACUUGGACGACGACAUCAUGAUCGCGAGAGACGACACCGGUGCACCUGACCUGCUUGUCCGCAAGCAGAAGGACUUCCGGUUCAACACUGGCACACCUUCGACAUCGGAGGAGGACGAUUCUUCGCCAGGGUCCGGCUAACUAGGCCGGAACGACCCAAGAAGCUUUUCCACCCGCCCCCCAAAAAAAUCGUACCGCGCCACUACAAAAAAGCGUGUAGAUAUUUUUUGUAAGGCACCCCAAACGUUUUCGUGAGCGAAGCAGGAGUGUGUGGUGGUGAGGAAAGCGGCGUGCGUUAGAUUGGUGACCUCUCGAGAGAGACCGUUUCCCGUUCAGCAGCAGACCUCACGGAGACCACCGUUUUGGUUUUUUCUUGCAUGCCAGCUAUUCGCAAGUAGCCGCAGCAGAAGUUGUUCGACGGUGAAGGCAUGCGCCGCGCUGGACUUGGAAUCGUGAUGUUCCGGGCGACCAUCACGACAAGGAUUGACGCUCACACGAUGCCUCUUGUUGGCGGGUGGAGCGAUCGUUUUCGCUGUUUUUGCCUUUUUUUUUUUUUUCCUUGGGUCACGCUUUCGUGUUGUUGGGUUGGGUGAAGCUGGUCUGUCAGACUGUCAGACAAGAAAGAGAACGAGAGGCCGACAUAGGGAAAGGACAGUGUGCUGCCACACACCCGCGUGUCCGCAUGUAAAGCAGUAUAUAUGGCACUCAAACUCCCGCGUUGGGGGAAGGAAAAAAAGGAAAAAAAAAGAGGAAGGCGACGCACUCUUUGCUUGCGGCGUGAUUGACGUCCUCACGUUAUCCCUGCCCGUGGUGCAGUGGUUUGCAGUGGCAGCACGUGAUGUUUUCGACGCUAUAUGGCAUGGGAUGAAGGCAUUAGUAACACCGAACAGGAUGGAGGGGUGAAAUGACAACUCGAUUCGGCCAUAGACGACACCAGCCAAGACAAAACGUAAGGUCCACGCACAACCAUCUCGUCCAACAAUCCUUCCGCACAAAGGUACGCGUUUCUCGGGGUAGGGGUGGGUGUUCCGAAAUCUGACAGUACAAUUAAACGCCCUUUCUCCAGGCGCAUCUUCCUGCCCGUCAAUCACAGCGCAAACAAGACUCUUCGCAGACACGGGUGCGGGUGUCAGGCUUCGCGUACGCGAGCCAACAUGCACAAGGUUAAUACACAAACACAUAACCUCUCCCUGGGUAUCAAAAUGACAAGUGAUGUAGUUGAACACACAUACAGUCCUCCCCCUCCUGUGCAGCGGUACUUGUGCGUUUGCCCAGUGCGCUCGCAUGAGCGCCAACAAGGAGGAGGUAUUGUCUGCUGAUCAAAGCUCACCCCCAAGCCGCCACAGGUCAUACGCUGCCAAGGCUACAGUGCCCCCGCAAGCGCCCCUGCAUCCUACAAAAAACAAACCGCACUGCUACUGCUGCUGUGUAGCAGCUCAGGUAACAUUUCACAUAAAAAAAAAACACACAC
Molecule: messenger RNA, 2324 nt
Organism: Ectocarpus sp. CCAP 1310/34
Lineage: Eukaryota; Phaeophyceae; Ectocarpales; Ectocarpaceae
Source: the annotation of a GenBank genome assembly